Mesorhabditis belari is the source of this 207-nucleotide messenger RNA. The record is from the annotation of a GenBank genome assembly. Lineage: Eukaryota; Metazoa; Nematoda; Chromadorea; Rhabditida; Rhabditidae.
AUGGAAUGUAUCCAACAAACACACAAUAUUUCUUGUCUACUCCUACUCCUCUACUCUGGUGAGAAGGUGGCCGUGCAUCUCGCCCACAACAACCCCCUCUGCCACCCGAUAUUAUGGAAUGGAACAUCCGGAUCAGACCACUAUUUUAAUAGUGAUUAUUUUGCUCUCCAAUCGCUGCACAUUUUGUCUCCGUUGUUAAAAUUUUCC